AUGGAAUGUACAAUAUGUUACAGAGUAGAUUCGAAGCUAACUCCGAUCGACGCGAAAUUAGUUGCACAGCAUCGCCUUUGCGAUCGAUGUCUAUCGGACCUAUUUACGAAGGAUUUUGAGCAAGGUCUAUCCAGCGACAGUGAUGAUUCCACGUCUAAUUUCGAAAUCAAAAGCAAUUUCAAUUUGGCAGACGAAUUGCACUUGGAACACGAAAGCUACCACGAAUACGACGAUGAUGUUAGCAUUAAAUCUGAAUCCGGUGUACUGCUAAUCGACAAAGACGCAAAUACGUUGGAAGAAGAUGUUAAGCCAGCUACGAUAAGCAAGAAAGCCAUUCCGAAAGACAAGUUGAAAGAGAAAUGUGCACUUUGUGACGAGCGGACCACCAAUCGGAGAUCUUUGGCGGCCCACAUGCGAAGAAGUCACCCGGAGGAGAAAGUUAAUCGAUGUCACAUCUGUCGACUGUUCUUCAAGGGCGUCGAACAGUUUGAGGAACAUAUUCGAAGCGAGCAUGCAGGAUUUAGUCAUAUCUGCGUAGUUUGCUUGGAGGGCUAUGGCAGGGGGGAGAAGUUGGAACACGAAAAGAGCUGUAUAGGACGGCUUUUGUUUGAAUGCAUCGAGUGUAGAGAGCAAUUCGUAUCAAAGGAAGGACUGAUGAAGCACUUAGAUAGUCAUCAAAUUCUAGAAGACUUGAAGGAAUCAUCAUACCAAGAAAUGAGAGCUCUGCAAAGGAUACACACCUGCGUGUUGUGCGAUGAUCAUCAAGGUUAUGAAGAGAAUGCAUAUUGGAAUCAUGUUCAUCGAGAUCACGACGGUCGUCAUCUUCGGUGUCCGGAUUGCGGAAAAACCUUCCGCAAUCGGAAGCACAUGGUCGUGCAUACCGGAGUGCAGUGCAAAGUGGGUGCCAAAGCGCGGGAGAAAGCUGCCAAAAUGCAAAAGCUCGUCCAAUCUCGGUGCCAGUAUUGUUCGAAAUCGUUUCGCAAUCGAACGCUUCUCCAAAAUCACGUGGCCAAGAUUCACAAGGCGAAACCAGUCGUUUGCGACAUUUGCGGAUUAAGUCUGGCCAAUCGCAAUCAGAUGCGGUACCAUAGGAUCAAAUCUCACACCGAACCAGCGGAGAAAUGUCCCCACUGCCCAAAACAAUUCCAUCUGGCCACCGAUCUUCGGCAGCACCUGACGACCCAUGACGUGAUUGGGAAAUUCAUCUGCGAAGAAUGUGGUCGCGUCUUUAAACGAAAAGUAGGCCUUGAACUACAUAUCAAAUCGCACCUGAAGGAUGCAGGUCAACCCAACAGACGGAUGAUUCCUGGAACGUCUGGAAAAUACGCCUGUGAACUAUGUGAUAGAAGAUUCAAGCAUAAUUACGUUCUCCUCACGCACAUGAAGAUACACGAUCCGGAUCGAGUGCUGGAGAAGAAGUAUGAUUGCAAAGAGUGUGAUCGAAAAUUCGCCACCAGUGCGGGGCUGUACUACCACAUGAAAGGGAAGUACGUUCACCAGAAGAUGACCUGUCCGGUUUGCAGUGCUGUGGUCAAAGGAAAGGAACGAUACGAAGACCAUCUUGCAGUACACUCGGAGCAAAGAUAGGAUAUGCUUGCGGCUAAAAUAAAUUAUGAUCUGAAUCGAAGGAAAACUUUCAAAUGCUUUGUGGAUAAAGUUUGGAACUGACAGCAUAAUGGUUCUUGCAUACAUAUAAUGUGUUAUCAUAAGACUGAUUAUGUACGCAUACUAAUC
Ochlerotatus camptorhynchus is the source of this 1734-nucleotide messenger RNA. Its product is annotated as zinc finger protein 585B-like. The record is from RefSeq and is a predicted model, not a curated record. Lineage: Eukaryota; Metazoa; Arthropoda; Insecta; Diptera; Culicidae. Gene Ontology annotation, cellular component: nucleus. The transcript has 6 exons. Bases 1 to 1587 code for a protein of 528 amino acids. Gene Ontology annotation, biological process: regulation of transcription by RNA polymerase II. Gene Ontology annotation, molecular function: DNA-binding transcription factor activity, RNA polymerase II-specific; RNA polymerase II transcription regulatory region sequence-specific DNA binding.